Molecule: messenger RNA, 2751 nt
Organism: Porites evermanni
Lineage: Eukaryota; Metazoa; Cnidaria; Anthozoa; Scleractinia; Poritidae
Source: the annotation of a GenBank genome assembly
AUGACAGCCAACGAGUCAAGACAUUACGGUGAAUGGGCUCUUUCAAGCUGGUACGAUAUUUUGCCCGGACCCGAUCGCCUCCUCGAAGUCUCAACGUCGUUAAACGAAUACGAUGCGUGGCAUUCGGUGCAAAACUGGUGCAUGAAGCUUCUCUCGCCCGGAAUAGACACGGAAAAACUGCAGGCAAUUGCGGACUCGCUGAUCUACAAUCACUGGAAUCAAGCAAAGAGAAUGGGUUGCAUCGGAGUCCAGUUUACUUACAUAAAUGGAUUUUAUCACAGGUUUGUCUGGAGGGCUUCGUGACAUGUUGUCUUCGACGCGAUUCGAGUUCACCGAACCAUGCGUGGCAAGGCAGUAUCCUAAUUUUUUUUUUCUGUUGCCAGUUGUGUAUGCAAGUAUUGCAGGUGUCUCCUUAUAAAACCUGAUGAAAUGCUAUUAUUUUAAAUGAAAAUUAUCUUCCACACAAAUUUUAAGGCAAGUUAAAAACCAACGAAUGUUAUCAUUAAACCUUUGCGUGUUUUUCGCCAUAAUAUGUAAUUUAGAAAUUUAAAGCACAACAAAAGUGUAUUGUUGAUAUGCUUCGUGACCUCCAGUGCUUUACUAAUAAACAUUCGAUUUCCAUUUCCCUUGCAAGAUCGUGUCUUAAAAUUCUAGACUAGACGAGAAAUUAUUAUUAUUACUAUUAGAACUUAAACCUCUUUUUCAAGCCUUUACAGAGAUGUUCCUAUACUAUCUCCAGAAUGUGACCAACAAAAAUGACCUCAAGGAUAAAAAACUGUUCUCUAAUAGAAACAAUUUAGUGCGAUUUCAAUAUAAAUAAUACAAGUGUACAUACAAGACUUUCAAUGUUACUGAAAAAAUUAUUUGUAAAUUGGAAAUUACGUUAGUGGAAAACAAUUUCACCAUCAAAGGGGAAAAUAAUAUUAUCGUUAUUAAAAAUCUUAACGUAUAAUAAAGCAAUAUUUACAAGGUUCUUGUUAUUUUUUGGUGUAUAUCGAAAUAUCUAUCACUGGUCAUCAAAUUGACUUAUGGUUGAAUGGACACAGUAGGUAAAAAAUUCUCUCAAAUGAAUUCUAUUUUUUAGCACAAUAUAAUUUGCCAUCUUUUUUCUAUGUCAACCCAGUGUAUGUGAAAAUGCCAGGAGUUCCUGCAGGAGCCCAUCAUUAUUGAUGGGGGCGCCUGAAAAUGCCCAAUAUGGGUGAAUAUGCAUUCCUUUUUAGAGCCCCAUUCAUACCAUCAAAAAUUCUACUACAUCAUUUAAAACUUGGCAAAGGUUAUCCACCACUCCAAAAUGAGAACGUUUAUAAAUGCAAAAUGUAAAUACGAAACAAGAGGGAGUUCUAUACACUACCCUGCGAGUAGAGGCCCUCCGAUCUUCCUAGAUAAGUCCCUUCCUCUUCACGACUUAUCUAGGAAGAUCGAAGGGCCUCUGCUCGGAGGGUAUCUAUACACUGACUGAUUUAAGUUUAGUGAGAGUGAGGUAUCUUCGUCAAAAUGGCACAGUUUAGUCCAGAUAUUAUUUAAAGACAUUUCAAAAACGGUAAUGACACAGGUCAUGUAAGAGUCCUUAAUUGUUUUUUGUCGGUAGCUCGUGAUAGUCAUCAUUAUCAUCAUCUGACUAACAAGCUGAGGCCUACGAACUCGGGACCCCUCGUCCAGAAGGCCGUAAAGUAACCAAUUGUCCCGAUCCUUACAAGGCUGUUGACGGAUUUUGGAGACUGCGAGCCUGCGCAGUAAGGCGCCGGUGUUUUUAGAGCCAAGGGAGAAAUUUCGAGGACGCGCGCGCACGAGGCCGAGGGGAAAAAAGGAGAGGAGGUCUCCUCUCCCCUUCGCGUGUUCUCCUCGCGUGCUUUACAAAAGCUAACCAAACAAAGGCUAGUGAUGAUAAUUAACAACAAUAUCACUGUUUUAUCGCUUUCAACUCGGGGAAAGGGGAGGGGAAGGGACCCUCCUGGCUAAUCAAGUUAUUAUGCAAAGAAUGGGAUAGUUAUUGAAUACACUCCUCCCUUUACUCUAUUUGAUUACUGUCAUGGGCCACUCAGUUUCCCGGUCUUCAACAGAAACCUAAAAGGAAUGUAACUCACAAAAGGUCCAGAUCUUACAGAAGUCGUUUGAAUUUGAUUUUAUUAAGUGAAUGCAUACAUGCUUUUGGAAGCAUUGGAAAUAAUUAUAGUACAUUCCAGCUAGUGGUCUAUUAUCAAUGCUGCGUUCUGAUUGGUUGAGCUACUACUAGGCUAUAUGUUAUAGCCCACUAGUAGCGAAAAGCGCCGGCUUUGAAAACCAAAACAAUGGCGGCUGAAUCGCGUUUUGCUAGCUAAAGUUGUUUUGCCGCGAUAUUUUUGACCAACUAGUUGGAUUUUACUAAAACAAUUAUUCCUCUCGCCCUCAUGGCCUCUGAGUCGGGCAUGGACAGGACAGGACAGGGUUGUGUAUCACUCAUUUUGCUUGUUAACACAUUAAAGCACCUGUCUGCGUCAAAAGGCCAAUCAAAAUGCGUGUGUAAUCAAUUCCGCAUGCAUAAUUAUUCCUUCAUUCCUUAAUUAUUCCUCUCGCCCUUAUGGCCUCUGAGUCAAUAGCCCAUUCGUCCUUCGGCCUCAUGGGCUAUUGAUUCAGAGCACAUUCGGACUCGAGGAAUAAUUAUUGUAUUAUCUUGUGGUUUACUGUGAGGAUGACGAUGACGGUGGUGAUGACGAUUGUGAUGACGAUGACGAUGACGAUGGCCAUGAAGAUGACGAUGAAGGCGAUAGCACU